AAGCUCUUGAACCUGACCCUUGCACCGGUGAGACACAUGUAGUACAUAAAUACAAGCUCAGAACCAGUACUUCUCAAUCUGUGUUGGGGCGCUCUCAGAUUAUUAAUCUAAAUGUCUUGCAGCAGGAAAACUCCGAAUCUCAAAAUGAUUCCUCUAGUUAUGCUGUUGUCUGGGCUUCUUCUGUACCUUCCUCCUCCAACCAGCCCGGCAUGCUUUCUGGGAAAAGAAGCAGAGUGUAAAGAUGCAAAUUUUGUGCCAGGAUCUGACUUGGCUGGAGAGGGUUUCGACAUAACUAAGAUGAAACGCCUGGGGUCUUUUGUCAUUGACAUGCGUGAGUGGGAGUUCAAGAACAAAACGUGCAACCUGUGUAAAAACCCGUUCAUGCAGAACAAAAAGCAGAAGCUCCCAACGUCUGUGCUUUACUGGAGGGCCACCCAAAACUGCAAAAGAUCAUUAUCCAGCUCUGUUUAUGAGUCCAGCGAGUCUCUGGUCAGUUCCAGCACCUCCUCCAUUGAGAACAACUGGAAAGGCGAUCUGGGAUUAGGCGACAUAUUAAAAAAGAUGUCCCUGAUGUUUGCUGGAACGAACUCGAAGCUAGCUGAGUAUUCAAUGACCAAGACCAAAAAGGACAAGUUCAGCUUCAUCAAGCAGUCUAUAUCCUGCGGAUACUACGGAUACAGCAUUAGCAGCCGUGCUCCUCUACAUCACGAGCUAAGCCAUGAGCUCACAAAUCUUCCAGGGACGUACGACAAGCAAACAAAAGAAAGCUACUUUUCACUUAUUGAACAUUUUGGCACACAUUAUAUUUUCCAGGUGAAACUCGGUGGAACAGUGCAAUCUGUGACCAGCAUCAAACAAUGCAUGGCUACUCUACAGGACUUAAGUGUGGAUGAGAUCAAAACAUGUCUGGAUGUUGAGGCAUCUGCAAGUGUUAAGAGUAUCAGCAUAGACACUGCGGUCCGUCACUGUAAACAGAGCAAAGACAAAAAACUGAACACGCACAGUUUUGCUAACAGUUUUACUGACAGGUUAACUGAAAUCACAGGUGGUCACUCUCAAGACUCAGCGCUUUUCUUCUCAUCCCGCAAUGACCCUGGUGCUUACAAUCAGUGGCUCUCCUCGGUCCCAGAAAAACCAGACGUGAUUUCCUAUUCGCUGAAGCCCCUCCAUAUGCUGCUGCCGGUCAAGAACCCAAAACGUGAGCAGUUACGCCGAGCCACCCGUGACUACAUACUGCAGAGGGCCCUCUGGAAGAACUGCUCUACACCUUGCAAGGCCGGUAUCGCAACUAACCCUAAAGAGCCCUGUGUCUGCAGCUGUCAUAACAACCCUUUACUAAAAUCAAACUGCUGCCCUGCACAGCUCGGACUCGCUCAAAUUAGUGUAACUGUGAUGAAGGCGACAGGUCUGUGGGGAGAUUACAUCACACAGACCGAUGGGUAUGUCAAGGUCUUGAGAAAUCAUAAGGUCUUUUAAGGGGAAACACCAGUGAUUUGGAACCAAAACUCACCAGUCUGGAACUGGAAGUUUGAUCUCGGUGGUUUCAUUCUCUCUCAGUUUGGGGGGCUUAAGCUAGAAGUGUGGGACAGGGACAACAAGUGGGAUGAUAACCUCUUGGGGGCGUGCAACGUACAACUGAAAGCCGGUGUAAAAGAAGACUUCUGUCGACUUAACCAUGGUUUGCUGUACUACAAGACGGCUGUAACUUGCGCUCCGAGUUUAUCUGGCUCCUUUUGCACAGAUUACGUGGGCUCUCCGAUGGCCUCCCAUCUAGAGAAGGUAUACGUGUCCCGACACGCCGGCCCCAUCCCGAAAGAUGAGCUGGUGAAAAUGGGGGUGCUUUUAGAUGAGCGCCGAUUGAUGUUUAGUCAAAAAAGGGAUGCUAAAAGCAAAAUGCAGACCUUGUGAAUGCUUAUCAUCUUAGCACAAUAUAAUAAUAAACAAAAACUAAAAAUAAACAAGUUCUAAAAAUAGAACAUAAAAAAAUGCUUUGCCCAAAUCGUACCAAACCUGUAAGAUCUUUUUCAUUUUGUUAAGGUCCUUGCACACUGAAUCAUCCUUUUCUAAUAAAUUCUUACUGCGGAUGUGAAAAUGCAGGAAAUCGAAUCUGACCAUAAUAUUUUUACGAUGACUGGAAGUAUGAUUUAUUAAAAAAAUGAUAAUAAUUUUGGUGCACAAAAACUUGUAGCUUCGUAACAUUACAAAGGACUAUUUUAACAAUGUCUUUACAUUUCUGGGCCUUGAGCGUGUGAGUUGCAUUUCUGUCUAUCCAGGUUGGGAAAGCUCUUGGAUUUCAUCACAAAACCUUAAGUUGUGUUCUGAAGAUGGACUUAGGGGAUUGGAUGCAACACGAGGGUAAAAAAUGCAUGACAUCCCUAACAUUUUAUUAGUACUAAAUGAGCUUUUGAUUUACUUUUAUCUAUUCAGAUCUUUGACACGAUCUGUGGGUGUUUGUUAUAUUCUCUCAGUAUGCUUUGCGCUUACUUGCAUGCAGAUUAUUGUGGUUAAUAAAACAAUGAUGAAAACAGCAGUUUAAGUGAUUUGUCUAAGUGAUUCAUGUCAUUUUUGGUUGUUAGGUUGGUGAACUGUGAAAAGUGUGUAGGAGGUUUAACACCACAAGAGGAACUAUGUGACUAACAGCAGCACACAAGUUCUGUUUUGACAAGUUUAGUCCUACGGUCUGGCUCAGCAUACAGCAUUUUAACAACACACAGGUCAACGUGUACAUGUAUGCUCACAUGUUCCAUUGACUUGUCAUCUAGACCCUGCUUCACUUCAGAUUAUAUA
Molecule: messenger RNA, 2787 nt
Organism: Puntigrus tetrazona (Sumatra barb)
Lineage: Eukaryota; Metazoa; Chordata; Actinopteri; Cypriniformes; Cyprinidae
Gene: prf1.9
Product: perforin 1.9
Exons: 5
Biological process (GO): immune response; leukocyte mediated cytotoxicity
Cellular component (GO): membrane attack complex
Molecular function (GO): calcium ion binding; pore-forming activity
Source: RefSeq, a predicted model, not a curated record